Lachancea sp. 'fantastica' is the source of this 1698-nucleotide messenger RNA. The record is from the annotation of a GenBank genome assembly. Lineage: Eukaryota; Fungi; Ascomycota; Saccharomycetes; Saccharomycetales; Saccharomycetaceae.
AUGAGUGCUAAUGGCCCCGUGGACUUUUCCGAUCUGCAAUCCCCAACCUUGAACGCCGGUAAUCAUAUGGCCAGAACCCGAAGAAGAUGGUCAAAAAGCUCGCAAGAUCAGCCUGCUAAACCCUCUGCUUUGGCAGAUGGAGUGCAUGAGAACGUCGAUUUUGAUUUCAUCUCACCGGGACAGCUGUAUUCCACAGAAUCGGGCCGUCUUUUCCACGCAGGAAAGAUCCUUAUUGUGCUAGUUGGCCUUCCAGCAACCUCGAAAACUUUACUGUCCGUGGCAAUCACCAGAUACACAAAAUGGCUUGGCGUUCGUACCAGCUCCUUCCACGUAUCGGAAUACCGCAGAAAAAUGAUGGCAAGCAUGGACUGCACCAGCUUCCCAAACGACUACUUUUCGGCAGAACCUACAACUGUUGAGGGCCGCACCAAACGGAAACAAAUUUUAGAUAAGGUUCAGGAAGACAUGAUCGAGUUUUUCAACGAAAGCAAGGGACAGCUGGCAGUUUACGAUGCAUUGAAUAUAUUGGUGGAAGAACGGCUUCAUCUACAGCGGGUUUUCUCCCAGAUGAACACUAAAGUUUUAUUUAUCGAAUCUGUCAUGACAGAUUCAGAAUUGAUCAAGCAUAAUGUCGAUAUGGCCUCUCAAUCUGCAGACUAUGUGGGCUGGUCUCAAAAGGAUGCAUUGGCCAAUUACAUGCAUCGCUUAAAAGUUAACAAAGAGCUUUAUGAAGAAAUGACACCUAACGAAGAACUGGCGUACGUCAAAUACAUCAAUUUUGGCGAAAGACUCAUAGUCAACAACAAUCAUUUCGGCUACCUCAUCAACAAAAUUGUGUUCUUUCUAAUGAACUUGAGAAAUAAGAAGGGUUGCGUGUAUUUUGCACGUUGCGGUACUAGUACCAAUGACAAGUACGUCAACGACGAACUCCUCAAUAGCGAAGGUAUCGAAUAUUCAAAAGCUUUGACAGAGCUAGUGGUGAAAGUGAUAAACGAAAGGCGUGCAUCCCAAUCCGAUAAAUCAUCUUCAAUAUGCGAGACUUCCGAUGCCAUACGCACUUCAUACUAUAAAACUCCAGAGCAAAACCGUUCCCCGCCAACACUUCAAGUUUCAUCGGGGCUAAGCUCUCGUUCAAUGUCCCCUUCGCUUUCGCCUUUGAUUGCAACGCGUGCGUCCUUACAGAGAACAGAGUCUACCGGCAAUGCCGCUAUGCGGCAACCCGUUUCGGGAGAUGGCGGUGACGAAGACUCAUUCGUGGUAUGGACUGCUGCCAGAAAACGUACUUUCGACACAGCAAGGUUUUUCUACGAUAAGGGAAUAAAUGUAAGGCAGAGAUCCCAAUUGCAACAGUUGCACCCCGGUGUCGUGGCGGACAUGGAAGAGUUAGAGGUCAAAACCAAGUAUCCUGAAGAGUUCAAGGAAUGGCUAAAGGAUCCAUAUCACUAUCGUUUUCCGCGCGCUGAAUCCUACCACGAUUUGGCGGUACGCAUGGAACCAUUACUACUGGAGAUGGAAAGAAUGCGUGGUGAUAUUUUAGUGAUCGGUCAUGAGUCGGUUCUAAGAGUACUUUAUGGCUACCUAAUGGCGUGUUCGUGCUCUGACAUUCCGAGCCUCACGUUCACAAGGGACGAGCUAAUCGAAAUCUCUUUCAGUCCCUUCGAGAACAAAGUCAGAAGGAUACCAAUUGUGUACGAGUAA